AUGGAUGAAUUUAGUAAAACCCAGGAAAACAUGGCAAACCAGGUUAAGGAACUGUACGAUGAACGGGACACGUGCACCGAUAUGCUGGACAAUGUAACAUCAAGAAUUGAGGGACGCCCAAAAGCAGACGUUUACCUUAUGUAUGACAAUGACACACGCUACGAUGAUUUCGACGUUGUCGGUGUUAGAGUUCCCUUCAGCUACGCAGACUGUUAUAAGGACCUUGUCAACAAUUACGUUCCUGAAAAUAGUGCCAAGCUGUGGUGCCUCCGUGCCGCUCUCUGGCAGUCCAAACAAGACGAUGACAACGACGAUGAGGAUGACCUGAAAUGCGUCUUAGAAAUCGCUAAAUAUGGUGUAAGAAAACCUGCAACUGGAUUUAGGACGAGACGCGAGUAUCGGACACUUUCUUUAGAGGAGCGUAACAGAUUCCAUGCUGCUUUGAAUUCGUUGUAUCACUCGAAUCACACAAAUGUUACCUGUUUCGCCCUGAUUCACCGUAUGGCUUUGAUAAAAGGUGGUGCCCACGGUGGAAACGCCUUUCUGCCCUGGCAUCGAGCGUUCAUCACCUUUUUUGAGGAGGCGCUUAGGCGUAUAGAUGAUAGAGUUUUCCUGCCAUAUUGGGACAGUUCCAUGGACGAUAAUAUGGCCGUGAGCCCUGCUCUGUCCGUUAUGUGGGAUAACAAUCAUAUGGGCACGGGUUCAGGGGUGGUCAAUUCUGGCCCGUUUGCUGGUUGGAUUGCGAGGGAUAAUCCUCUGACGCGCAACGUGGCUAGCGGAAAGGGAUCUCUCUACGAACAGUCUCGAAUUGAUCAAGUGAUGGGCUAUUGUAUGUUAGCGGACUUUCACGGUCUCUGGGAGCGGGGUCAUAACAGUGUUCACGUCUGGGUAGGUGGGACCAUGGCCGGUCUCAUGGCAGCUGCCGAUCCCGUAUUCUGGAUGCACCAUGCCUUCGUUGACUAUCAGUGGGAAAAGUUCCGAGAGCGCCAGAAGACUGUAUGUGGGAUUGAUCCAGCCUCUGACUACCCGCCUAACAACCCUGAUAAGCCUGAGCAUAAUCCCGAGGCAAGAAUGGUUGGCAUGCAGUUUCUUGCUAAUGAGGAUGGUAUUAAAGACACGUGGACAGACGCCUGGUACAAUUAUUCUGACACACCAAAGUGCAGCAAUAACUGCGGUGGAAGUUCUGAACUGUUUUGUGAUGAAGCGUCGGGACUUUGUGUGUCUGAAAUGAGGUUAUUUGCACCCGGUGCGACUCAGAUCAGGAACGUGAUUCGUACAAAGCGAGCGGCAACUUAUGCUGAUUUGAUACAAAGAGGUGCCAAACCUUACACUGGUAAAUGUUCGAUAGAUCCGUAUGCACAAGAAUGUGCUAAAGGGCCACCACCAAGGACGGUUGAGCAGUUAGUCGAAGCAUUGGUCAAUGAUGACGACAAGCGAUACCCACUCCCACCUGUAAUAAAGGAUGCGGAAGAAAAGCUUCGCGAUGAAAUUGACUAUUUUUACUCCUACCCAGAAGAAAAGGGAAUUCCAUUCUUUAAACCUGCACCUGAGGGGAAAAACGACUGCCGAACUAGGGAGACGUUUGUUUACGAUAUUGUAAAGGCAUUGGUAACGGAGAAGAAGAUAACUGGAACUAUUGAAAAUCCUACUAAGGGAAAUGUAACUAGAGUUAAAUACAACCCCAAUUGA
Mya arenaria is the source of this 1689-nucleotide messenger RNA. RefSeq names its product putative tyrosinase-like protein tyr-3. Gene Ontology annotation, molecular function: oxidoreductase activity. Lineage: Eukaryota; Metazoa; Mollusca; Bivalvia; Myida; Myidae. The record is from RefSeq and is a predicted model, not a curated record. The coding region runs from base 1 to 1689 and encodes 562 amino acids. The transcript has 7 exons.